Messenger RNA from Sitodiplosis mosellana (orange wheat blossom midge), 4785 nucleotides. RefSeq lists its product as uncharacterized. The record is from RefSeq and is a predicted model, not a curated record. The transcript has 3 exons. Lineage: Eukaryota; Metazoa; Arthropoda; Insecta; Diptera; Cecidomyiidae. The coding region runs from base 1369 to 4659 and encodes 1096 amino acids.
AGAGACUACCAAGUAAAGUAGGCAUUCGAAAUAUCUACGAUUGUUUUUUAUCCAUAUGGAGUAGAAAGUGCGAGAUCACAAACUGAAAAACAUUCCUUCAAUUAGUUUCUCGUGAACUCGAUCGGUUGAACAUAGGUUGUGGUUUCAAACCAGGAGCAUACAAUUGGAGGCAAACAAAACAAUUUAGUUCAGAAUAUUGAAAAAACAGAUAUUUAAAAAAUGGACCAAAGAAAGGAGUGAGUUUCUGCGAGCAAGUAUAGAGUGUAUUUGUCGGCAGAUGCUUCAUAAUUGUCACGAAUACAAAAUAAAUUAUAUGAUAUCAUCAAGUCUUUUGAAGAAAAGAAAAGACUUUGAUGAAUCAUCAUAUUUAAAAUGAAUACGCGUGAGAAUAGAAACAAAAUUGGAUACUGUUCAUUCCAAGAAGGAAACGGCUUGAGGAAAAAAACAGAGAGUGAAGAAAGAAAUUAUACGCGAAAAGAUAAAAGAGAAGUCAGAAAAACAAUGACUUUGUUUUUGUGAGAAAAAAAAGCAUCACAUCAUAUCCUAAGUUAAAUAGAGCGAUCUCAUUUGAGUUCAUGAUAAAGGUGAAUAAACGAUGACUAUGAUGACAAAUCUACAAGCGACACGAAAUACGGUUCAUUUCAGAACAAUUCCAAGAAAACAAACCUCGGGAAAAAAAAUAGUAGAAGAAAAGCAGACAGUGCGUUUUUCAUCUCCUGCUUGUCGAUUUUCUUGGUGUGCGUGUGUUUUAUUCUUCCAUUCAUUCUGAAAAUGUAUAAAAUCAUUGUGAAAUUUAACGUUGAUGUAUUAAUAGAUGACUGCUAAGAAGAGAGGAAGCCCAACAUAUGAAAUAUGUGUGUUUUCAUCGAAUGAAAUGAUCGGUUUCGCUUCAGUGUUCUCGAUAUAAAAGAUUAAUCAUUGUCAUAGAAUGAACUACUACAACCAACCAACCAACCGACCAAACAGAAAAAAAAUCAAAUGCGCGAGAAAAACGAAUUUUCAUGAGUCUGUGUGGUUUUAUGUAGUAAAGUGUAACUAGUUUAUAUACUUCGGUUUUCUAUUUCAGCCAAACAGUUGCCAAUGAGUACACAGCGCACAUUUGUAAUGCGCUUCCGCACGAAUAACGAUUUUAUUCUUAGUGAACAUAUCAAGCAAAGAACACGCACGAUCUUGUGCCGCUGUUGAACCAUUUAAAUUUUUAUUUUGCAAACGAUCAGUGAAAUUUCUCAAGAAGUUUGAAGGUCUGAAAACAAUACAUUACGCCAAGUGAUUGAAUGAAAUCUCAAUUAAUUUCGAAUAUAAGUAAUAGAAAGAAAACAACACACAACCAAAGUACCGACGAAAUAAUUUUAUUUAUUAUUUCCAACAAUGUCUUAUUGUCGAAUAACCGGCAGAGCUCGCGGACUACCAAAGUCAAAUUAUUUUCCCUUACUACCGCCAAUUUCUCCAGCUGAUGCUCGUCGAUUUUGUCGUAUUACUGGAAGGGCUUACGGAUUACCCACACACUGCUAUAUACCAGUGAUUUUGACCGCAUUUUCCAAUAAAUCAAAGUGUAAAAUCACCAGCUCCGUUGGCCUUACACCACAUCAUUAUGAACCGGAGGAUUAUGAGUAUGGACGACGAAAGCAUAUUGUGCUUGGCGAUUAUCGAUAUUUGUUACCAAAACUGGACGAAAACAAUGAUCAGCAAAAGGGUCUCUUCGAAAUAUUAAACUCAAAAACAGUGCAAUGUGAUGAACAUUAUUUUAUCUAUGCCAUAAAAGAGCAAAAGUGUAAUUUGGUAUUCCCAGCAAAGCUGGAGGCGGCUGUACGGGAUGGUGAUGUGCGAGAUGUGAUGUUUGCCAAAACAAAUGACUCGGUACUUUUGUGCAUGAAUAAAGGGAAAAGUGUGUCAUUGGAUCUGCAAGAUUACGAAAUUGAUAGUGAGAAUUGUGCGGCUAAAAGAAACUUAUUCGAAGGAGAAGGCCCAACUUAUAAUGUACUAUUGGCUCGUGAAACCGAAGAGAAAUACCAGCACCAAGUGCGAACCAAGCGUAAAAAGAAUGGUCUACGGAAAAUUAAAACCAUUGAUGGCAGUGCUUGUACAACCGCUGAUAAUAAUUCACCCGGUAAUAAUAAUGAACAAAAUGGAAAUCUUGCUAAUGAUGCCCAAAUGGAUACUAAAAGCGAGCAUGCCAAUUGCAACGGAUGCGAAUCAGAAACGCAACACCCGGUCAACGAAAUGAACGAUACUGUGCAAAAGUAUGCAGAUCAAAACGGUUACAGUCAAAAAAGUUUAGAAUUGAACGAUACAAAUCUGUAUGAAUCGAUUCCGAAUCAAAGUGAAAUCUUGAAAAUAAUGCAAAAUUAUUCGAAAGGAACAGUUGUUUAUGAUCAUCCAUCAUCCAUUUCGGGAUUACCUACGUUGAAUAUUAAUAUUGGCACCGAUGAAGCGCCUAGAAAUGUGCUAAUUCUCGGCUGUAUCGUAAACACAUCGGAUGGCGAUGUCUUUGUAGCAGGUAGAACCGUUGUAACUGAGAACGCGUCUACAAUUUUCGAACCUGGAAUAUAUCUACAAAGCAAAAACGGACCAGCUUUUAUCCCUGGACAGAUAAUCCAGUGUGAAGAAGGUGAACGCUUUGUUCCGGGUCAAAUUAUUGAUACAGAAUUUGGGCCACGUUUUGUGCCCGGCAAAAUUUCUGAAGUUGAUGGCGAAGUGACAUUCAUUCCAGCACAAAUCGUCCAAACUGAUCAAGGUCCAAAAUUUAUUGCACCAGACCUUUGUGACGAUGAGAAUGGCGAGCGAAAAUAUUCGGUGCAGAGUUUCUUGUUUUCGCCCGAGGAAAUGACGCUGUUGAAACCGAUGCACAUUUGGACGAAAUCCGAUCAAAAUGUAGAUGGAAACAUGUUCAAUCAUUUGUCUGAAGCUGGCAUAGUAGUAGGAAGCCAAAUCGAGGUAUCGAAUGUGGACGUGAAUGUUCUCUUACAAAAUGCCAUAAAGGGGCAGACUAUAAAGAAAUUUGCAGAGCAUUUGGGAUUCACUGAUGCCAAGCAAUCAAGCGGUGCUCUUGAAAGUCUCUUCGAAACAGUCAAGACGUUCGUAAAAAUGAUGCAUCAAAAUCCGCAACGUAUUUUCAGUGUGGCACAACACGACAGCGUUUUGCGCAAUGAGAAUGGAAAUUCAAUGGUAAAUGGAAACACCCUUGGACAUGUUGUCAGCGAAAACAUCGAUCUGCCUUUAAUUGAUAUAAUAUCAAGAACUGUAAUCGAUUGUCUUUUUUCAUCAUCAAAUAGCGAUACGCUGACCGAUCCACAGUUACAAUCUAAAAACAACACUGACCCAUUGCUGUAUGAAGUUAUAAGCCAAGCGCUUAUGAAAAAUUUCAAACCAUUUCUUGAGAAUGCAGAUUCAAUCAAUGGGAUUACUGUUUGCUUCAACGAAAUUGAAAAAUUACUUUCUUCACCGGAAAGUAUGGCACAAAUCGAGAACAGUGUCAAGUUGUUAGCUUUGCGCGCUAUCAAAAUAAACAAAGUGGAUAUGAUUAAAGCGCUUUUGAUUAAUGAUGGAACAGACACUGAAACGGACGUUGAUAUUUUAGAAAGUAUCCGAAGCAUUAUGGAAAAUAAAACCGUAGAUGAGCUGUUCGAAUCUAUACAAAAUUUGAUUAAUGAACCGUCUUUGGUGACACAAAUCAUCAGUGAAGUGCAAAAGCAAAUAGACAAUUUUAUGGAUGAGAUCACCGUUGCAGAGACGCUGAGAAAAUGUAUUGUUUCAGCUGUUCAAAAUUUGACUGAGGACAAAAUAAAAAAGAUCACGCAAACGCACGACAAACAUUCGGCAGAAAAGUUGAAUACAUACUUAACCGAUACGUUAUCGUUGGCAAGAGCUCUAGGUUUCACUGAAUGCAUUCUGAAUUUGAGCAAUAUUUUGAACAGCAAUGGCGAUGACAUUAUUACUCAAUUAAAAGAGGACGAGAAGACAUACGAACUACUGCAACGGGUGGUUGUCAUGCAUAAAUUGUCGGAAAGUGAUGAAAUGCGGGCGAAAGCAAUACAAUCUCUGCGAACCGAUCCAUAUUCUUCGCGAACCAAUUUAGUUUUGAGAGAGUUAUUGCGAUGCAGUGGAAUUUGUACGAUAAACUUGGCAGAAGGUAAUAAACUCAAGGAUUCAAAUGACGUUCCGAUUUCAUUGAUUUAUUCCGGCAAUCCACUGGCGAUAGAAGAUUUUUUUAUGCACACACAAUCAAAGGCGAGUGGUCCCAUUCUUAUUGUUAAAGAUCGCUUCCAGGCAGUCGUUCCACGUGAAAAGAGCCGUGAUGUGAUGAUGGGAAAAUGUGCUUACAUAGUCCUCGAUGAAAAUGGUAUUCGCCAUUUUGAACCACUUCAUAUGUUCACUGCUCUUAAACUGAAGAAUAUCAAUAUGUUUGAGGAUCGCUUUUCUUCAUACUCGGAAAAUAAAACCGAUGAUAAAAUGAAAAAUGAUUGUGACAUUGAUAUCGAUAGUAUUUUGAAUGUGGGCGCAAUGGCAGCGUCGUCUAGCAACGGGUUUUUCGCAUAUAAAUCCACCAUAUUGCCAAAAAAAGAAAUUGACAGCCUGUAUAUUACACAACGACAUCCUUCGUCUCACGGGCUAUUUUUCAAUAGAAGCCAGGUAAACUACAGGCGAUCAUUUUAUCUUUGAAUUUUUCUUUCAAUUUCAAUAUAGUACUGUAUGUCUUUAUUUGCGUUAAUUAGUUAUAAGUGAUGUAAAGUAUGUAUGAAUUGAGAGAGGUAUUGAAAAAUAAAACAGUGAGUUUUCUUCAUUUAA